AUGUCGCCAGAAUACAGCAAAGACAAACCCGCAGGGUUCAGCAAUCGUGUUGAGAAAGUUGCUGUCAUUGGCGCUGGUGGUCGAAUGGGAUCGCAUAUUGUCGAGAAUUUGCUCAAGACUGGAAAGCAUGCCGUGACAAUCAUCUCACGCCCCAACAGCGCGAGUACAUUUCCUGACGGCGUUCAAGUUGCCUGGAUCGACUACAAUGUCGAGGACAACACUACGUUGGUAGAGGCACUUAAGGGACAGCAGGCCUUAAUUAUUGCUUUGUCGGUGAUGGCUCCGAGGGACACCAUUUUCAAGUUGAUCCACGCGUCUGCAAAGGCUGGCGUAUCAUACGUCCUACCAAACUGGUACGGUCAUGACCCGGCGGACGACAAGAUGUGCGAGGAUGUUUUGUUUACCCCCUUUAGAAACAAGAUGAUUGCCGAAUUUAAAAGCCUAGGGGUCAGCUCCUACAUUCUGCUGUCUUGUGGCUUCUGGUAUGAAUUUAGUCUGGGCGGCGGAGCUGAUCGCUACGGCUUUGAUUUCAAGAAGCGCUCCUUGACCUUUUUCGAUGGCGGCAACACCACUAUUUCCACAAGUACUUGGCAGCAGUGUGGAAAAGCCAUUGCGAAUUUGCUGAGCCUGAAAGAGUUCCCAGAAAAUGAAGAUGACCGCUCAGUGACCCUAUCACAAUUUCGCAACGUUCCUGUGUACAUAUCGAGCUUCGAGCUAAGCCAGCGCGACAUGUUCGAAAGCGUGAAGCGUGUAACGGGGACUACCGACGCUGACUGGACUAUCACCGACGAAUCCUCUGAAGAGCGCUGGCAGAGUGCAAAGAAUGCCUUAGAGCAAAAAGGAGACGCUCAUGCGUUUGUGCAAAUGCUUUACAGCCGCACCUUUUUUCCAAAUGGAGGUGGUAACAUCAAAUUAACCCGCGGCCUCCACAAUGAUGUGCUCGGGUUGGAAAAGGACGACUUGGAUGAAUCCACGGCUGUCGCUAUCUCUAUGGGAGAGAAUAAUGAACCUGUAGUGCAUAAGAGCAAGGACGUCUAUGGAGAUCUAUUCAAGGCAGAGUAG
Messenger RNA from Talaromyces atroroseus, 1062 nucleotides. RefSeq lists its product as hypothetical. The record is from RefSeq and is a predicted model, not a curated record. NCBI's taxonomy places the organism in Eukaryota, Fungi, Ascomycota, Eurotiomycetes, Eurotiales, Trichocomaceae. The coding region runs from base 1 to 1062 and encodes 353 amino acids. The transcript has 2 exons.